This is a messenger RNA of Entamoeba invadens IP1, 2511 nucleotides long. RefSeq lists its product as hypothetical. The transcript is spliced from 2 exons. Gene Ontology annotation, molecular function: ubiquitin binding. The coding region runs from base 1 to 2511 and encodes 836 amino acids. Gene Ontology annotation, cellular component: cytoplasm; nucleus. The record is from RefSeq and is a predicted model, not a curated record. Gene Ontology annotation, biological process: ubiquitin recycling; proteasome-mediated ubiquitin-dependent protein catabolic process. Lineage: Eukaryota; Evosea; Mastigamoebida; Endamoebidae.
AUGAACCACACCACCCCAGAGGAAAUGGUCUCUUUUUUCGGUAAAGUGGCCGAGUACCCACACGACUCUGCUUUUUGGCAAGAGUCAUGGACUUCCCCUGUGAAGAGUCGGAAAGGGUCCUAUUCCCUUGACAAUUCUUUUUCCUAUGAAGACCCAUCGGACCAUGUUAUUGAAGCAAAUAAAAGCAUGUUGGACAAUUACAUAUCUUCCCUGAUGUACUGUCAACAAAAUCCGUUUAUCACGAAGUAUAAUAUUAUCUCAAUAACACCCAAAGAAACAAUACUCGAAAUCGAAAUGAACAUUUUGGGAGUGAACAAAGUCGCUGUUUGUCUGAAGCAGACUGUGAUCAAUGUGAGCAACAAUAAAUCCUUCCACAUCUUUUUUAGUAUCACUGACAAUCGAUCCAAAGUGAUCCCCUUUCGUGAUAACCAAUACUUGUGCUUGUGUUACAUCUUCGAACGAAUGACUACACAAUACGUGAAAAUAACUGCCGUUUCUAAAGUUAUGCCAAUCCCUUGGUGCCAUCCAACCGACGUCAAACAAGGUCUCCGACGACAAGCAACCAACGACAUCCGUAUUUUCAAAACCCUCACAGAGCUUCCAACCCUAAUUAAUGUCGAAGUCCCCGAAUACGUUAUAUUAGAGAGAAAAGGGUUUGAAGCAAUGAUCCAGAAAAGGACUGUUGGGUCUGUUCUCAUACAAACGGAGGAUUACACCAUCACAGAAAUUUCAAGACUGAAAGACGAAAUCAAUUUAUUUUGUUCUGGCAUGUUCCGCAAACGUGUUGCAAUGCACUUGAACACCGACACGUUGAUUGAAUGUGUAUUCAAAAACAGUUUCAGACUCGUCGAAUACUCCGACAAAGACAUUGGAUUUUUCGUGUUAAAGAACCCUAACAGUCAACACGGCAACAUCACCGACAAGAUCAACGUCUCCGCAUUUUAUUACUCGGACGAGUGUGUUCUGUACCAUUUGAAAUCGACUGCGCACUUCCUCGACAACAACGAAGAGUUCAAUUAUUCGUUCUUUAAUAACGCUUAUGUGAUGAUCUUAAAAGACAUCGACGGGUAUUGGAACGUCCAAUUCGAAAUCGAUUUCACAGAGAAGACGUCUGGCCUCUCCUUAAACACUAUGAAGCGGUUUUUAACAAGCAUCAAAGAAAGUCUUGGGUCUUCCAACGCCGAGAUGACACAUCGCCUCCCCACACUCCAAUUCUCUGUUCGUGAAAAGUCCAAGCCAAUCGGUCAUUCCUUCUUUGUGACUAUGCAAAGGUCGUCCCUCAUCCAAAUCUGUUUGAUGCUGAGCAAAAAGGACGUCAGAAAUUUACGAACGACGUGCAAGCAGAUGUACUCCCUUCUGUCCAAUAUGACGACUUCGGAAGACGAUAUGGAGGCGCAAGACAAACGGACGAAGACUGAUGAGAGUCUUGAGAAACGAAGUCGCAACGAUGAAGAGAGUAUUGAAGAGUUCUAUGACACCACGCGCACUUCCACAACAUCAAACGGCCACGAGAUCUCUCGCAACUUCAUCCCAAAUUACGGCAAUUUCCCAACACAGUCAAAGACGUUACAAAUCGAAGAACUUAAAGAGGAUUUGACUUACGACUUCUCCGUGGCUUCCACCUUUCAAACGGAAAUUGAAGAAGAAAAUGACAAGAAGGACAUGAUCACUAUCAAUGCGCACAACAACGUGGUGCAUUCCGUUGGGUUAAACACAGAAGGCGACUUCUUUGUGUCUGGGUCUUCUGAUCGGAAGGUCAAAGUCUUUGAUUUGAACGCUAACCCAAUCACUGGCCGGGGAUUACUUGGCCCAAAUGGGUCAGUCAUAUUCACUGCGUUUGUUGAAAACACCAUCUGCGUCGCAUACAAACGAGGCACAGUAAAGUACUUCAUCGAAGAUAAUAAAGAGCCUGUCAUCUUCGAUUCGAUCGCGGGGAGAAUCGACGGGUUCUUUCCUAUGAAGAACUACGAGUUCAUGACGUGGAGCGACAACGUCCAAAUAGUGAAGUACCAAAACUUCAGACAAAACAUCAUUUGUUCGUACGAGGAACAUUCGAAGAAAGUGACGGCCGCAUGUCCAUUCAAUGAAUUCACCUAUUUAUCAGGAUCUUCAGAUAGAACACUCCAUUUGUGGGACAUCAGAGACAAAAAACGCAUCGCAGAGUUAAAACCACAUAAAAGUGGUGUUGUUGGUAUCAACAAAUUGAACCAAAUAUACUUCUCAAGCUUCGGAAGUGAAAAGGUGUUGUGUGUAUGGGACAGUAGAAUGCUCAAAUUGCCUGUUAUCUCUCUUGAAAAUGGCGUCGAGGCAUUAUCGACGGAUCAAGACCAUUUUGUGGCUGCUUGUAGUGAUUCCGUUGUUAAAGUGUAUUCAAUGAAGACUUAUAAAGAAGUUUGUCAGUUGGCGUGUAAUGUUCCAGAGUCGUCGUUUACUGCUGUUGAUAUGAAAAAUAAGGUAGUAGUAUGUGGGACAAAAAUUGGAGUUGUAGCUGUUGGCAAGGUAUGCUAUUAA